Messenger RNA from Trichoderma asperellum CBS 433.97, 1198 nucleotides. RefSeq lists its product as uncharacterized. Gene Ontology annotation, cellular component: mitochondrial inner membrane. Gene Ontology annotation, biological process: protein insertion into mitochondrial inner membrane. The record is from RefSeq and is a predicted model, not a curated record. NCBI's taxonomy places the organism in Eukaryota, Fungi, Ascomycota, Sordariomycetes, Hypocreales, Hypocreaceae.
CUUAAACUAGCCUUUUCACCUCAUCGCGUCGCCGCUGCUCGCCGGCUCAUGGCGGCAGAACCGGCGAAAUUAAUCAAACAGCAGCGCCGAGUAAAUGACAGUAGGAUAUCGCACGUCAAGAUUCAUUAGAUGAGAAGACCAGUUGACAAACUCACUGCCUGAUCUUAAAACACACACGCAUCGUUUAGGCAGAUAUGCAUGUAGACGGGAAUUUAUCAAUAUCAAAAAUGCGAAUGGCGCAACUUUAGUCCAAGCGAUUUCUUAUCGAUAAGAGAUUACGUAACUGGGCCUGCCGGGAAUGGAAAUUUUGCUCCUCAAAGAGCCAAUUCAAAUCGCAUCUCCAAAGCCGCAGCCCUGUGACGACAUCAAAACGAAUCGCCCAUUUCCACAUCUUGGCCAAAAGCAGGACAAAGCCCCAAAGACAACUUCAUACCAAACCUCGGAAUCUCCGCCAUACACGCCCUUCUCCCUCGCCUUUUCACAAAUUUCAACAACCAUGUCUUUCCUCGGAAUCGGUCGUCCCCAACCUACGUCAGAGCAGAAGAUUGCUGCUGUCGAGGGCGAGAUGCGCAUGAUGGCUGAUACUUACAACCGACUGCAAAAGACCUGCCAGAAGAAGUGCGUUCCUUCCGACUACCGCGAGGGUGAGCUCAACAAGGGCGAGUCCGUUUGCCUCGACCGCUGCACCGCAAAGUUCCUCGAUACAUCCAUGAAGAUCAGCGAGAUCAUGCAGCAGCAGGGCCAGGCCAUGGGUGGAGGACCCCAGGGCGGCCCCGGAGGACUGUUUUAGAAAGGCUAUACAAAGCUAUAGAGCAUCAGGAAAACAGGAGUAAUGUUUUUUUCUUUCUUUCAUGGCAUUUCCCCUCUCCUCCUUCUUGGCCACAAAAUUCGGAUGUCAUGUUUUGUACGAAUAUAUAUAUGAGAGAAAGCUGUCUGGAAAUAUGCGGCGGCGGCAAACGUUUGAAACGGGACUUUGAUAUUAUGGGAUCACGGGAUAUACAUAUAUAUCAUGUCAGAUGUAUAAAGCUAUUCAAAAAGAGUAUACUGGGGUGCUGUCUAGGCGCAACAUCAUCACUGUGAUGAGAGUGAACAUCUCCUCUGCGAAAUGGUAUCUAUCUUCUUGAGAGCAAGGCAAUAAAUGAAAGUAAAAGAGAAAAAUAAAUCAAAGGGGGAGCAAAGAAAUAUAACGCCGAUUCUC